ACAAGAUUCAUAAGCAGCCGACUGUGUGAUCUGAAGAUUUACUGCCAAGAGUUCAGCCCUUAACAACCAACAUCUGAAUUUAAAUCCUUUGUGUCAUAAAUGGAGCGUAAGGUCACUCUGGGGCUCUUCUUUUUUGGGUUUUGCAUCCCCUCCUCUCACGUCCUUCGUCAGUUCCACUAUGUAAACUUAAAAAUGAGCUGGAUCGACGCUCAACAAUACUGCAGAAUGAAAUACACCGACCUGGCUACCAUCAAAAGCAUGGACGACAUAAGCAGGUUGAACAGACCUGCUUUGGACACAGGAUUGACAUGGAUCGGACUGAGAGAUGACCCAAAGUCCUGGAGAUGGUCGGCAACUGAGGAAACGAGCAAAACUAAUUAUGCACCCUGGAACUAUGGCGAACCAAAUAAUAAGAAUUCACAGGAGCAUUGCGCAGUGAUGUACUCUGACGGAGGUUGGAAUGAUGUUAACUGUGAAACUCUGUACAGUUUCAUUUGUUAUAAAGAGACCCAAAAUGACAAAACCUAUGUGUUCAUCUCAACACUGCAAACGUGGAGUGGGGCCCGCAGUUACUGCAGAGAACACCACACAGACUUGCCUAUGAUUGAAAACUCUGUAGAAAAUGCAAAUGUCCUAAACACAAAACCAGCCAAUGCUAAUGUAUGGAUUGGUCUGUACCGACUGCCAUGGACUUGGUCUGAUAACAGCAACAGCUCAUUCAGGAACUGGAAAAGCGGAGAGCCAAAUAACUACGGUGGUAUAGAGAACUGUGCAGCUGAGGGAGAAACACAUGAAUGGAAUGACAGCGUCUGUGACUACAAGUAUACUUUCAUCUGCCAUGAAGAUCUAACAUCGAUGAUAACUGUGGUGAAAAUGAAGUUUCAGACUGACGCUGACAUGACAGAUCCAGCUAUUAACAACCAGAUUCUCAGACAGCUUGGUGCAGCGCUAAAAGGUUCGGGACUGGCUGACAUCAAGCUGCGAUGGAAAAUUCACUGUGACCAGGCCAUAAAAUCAGAAAUGGAUUGUUACGUGACUCUGAUUCUCCUCUUCUUUGGAUACAGCUUCAGCUCCUGCUCUCAGUUCCCCCUGCGAGAGUACCACUAUGUUAACAAGCUAAUGAGCUGGAGCGAAGCUCAGCGUUACUGCAGAGAGAAAUACACUGACCUGGCCACCAUCGAAAGCAUGGAUGACAUAAGCAGGCUGAAACCUGAUUUUUCCUAUAACUGUGCAUGGAUAGGACUGAGGGAUGACCCAAAAUCCUGGAAGGAAUCCAUGGGCAAUGACACCAACUCCUGGAGAUGGUCAGCGACUGGUCAAGCGAGCAAAACUGGUUACCACAACUGGAAUGUAGAGGAACCAAGUAGUGAAAAUGCAAAUGCCAAAUGUGUUAUCAUGGGCACUAAUGGAAAAUGGUAUGACAAGGACUGUAAUUCAUUCAGGAGUUUUGUUUGUUACAAUGUUACAAACCAAACUGAGAAAACCUAUGUGUUCAUCUCGGAUGAGAAAACAUGGAAAGAUGCUCAAGCAUACUGCAGAGAACACUACACAGACCUUCCUAUGAUCGAGAACAUCGUAGAAAACAAUGAGGUGUAUUCUGCAGCAUCAGCCGAAGUUUGGAUUGGUCUGUACCGAGUGCCAUGGACUUGGUCUGACAACACCCAAAGCUCCUUCCAAAUCUGGGGAAUUAAAGAACCAAAUAACUAUGGUGGUAAUCAAUUCUGUGUAUGCGAGGAUGUUCAACAUAAAUGGGAAGACUUCAACUGUGUGAGAGAGAAACCUUUCAUCUGCCAGCAAGUUUUAAAAUUGAAGACCACGAUGAGGAUGAAGAUUCAGACUGAUGCUGACAUAACCGAUCCAGCUACUAACGCUCAGAUCCUCCAGCAGCUAGCUGCAGUGCUAACAAGUCAGGGAUGGACUAACUUCAAUCUGCAAUGGAAGAUUCAGCCCAGGAAACAGGAGAAAGACAAACUCACAUAACCGCAAUGCAUUCCACAUUUUUGAUAUAUAUUUGACACUGUAGUGGAUUCUAAGGAAACAUAAUUGUAUAGCAAAAAUGUUCUUGUAAGAAGUGUGGAUAAAAAACACUUUUACAAUGAAGAUAAAAGUACUGCAUUUCUAUGCAAUGUUCUUCUUAAUCAGCUGUGUGCUCUGUAAGUUCAUCAUACAAACACUAAGUUUCUUUUGACAGAGCUCUACACAACUAGUCAGAUGUUCAACGCAACAGCAAGAGCUCCACUGCAUGUAUUUAUUAGUGGCCACUUUAUUACUGUUCUGUUAUAAAGACUUCUUUUAUGAUGCCUGUACUGUUAAGUUUUUAACACUCUAAAACUAUAAAUUCAAUACUAUGCUGCAUUAUAUUCUGAGGUGUUUCUAAGACUCUUGUAAAUUAGAGUGAUGUAAAUAGAAAUUAUAAAAAAAAACACUUCCAUUACAACACCACCUUUAAAUAUUACCUCAGGAAUAAACAUAUAAUUGAAUUGAACAGUCAAAACAAAUACUGAACAUUAUAAACUACAUAAAGGUAGAAUUUAUGGUAGGGUUUUAUUAUAUAGUAAACACAAUAUUUAAGUUUGCGAAAACACAUUUUUUGGACAUGAUAAAUAAAGAUUCUUACUGACUGAUUUGACUUUAUUACUGUCAUCACUUUGUUAAAUCGCUUUUGUUUAAGAUCUAAUCCAGACAAGUUUUAAGAUAAAGGUACAGAUACUUUAAUAAUAAUUUGUCUCUUGGUUUUUCCACUAAAAAGUUCAGUUACCUUAUUAUAGCACUUGAGCAUCAAAGUUUGGUUUCAUCCCAUUGACCCUUAUGGGAAAUAAGUUAAUAUAGCUAAAUAUUAGCCUGUGUUAUUUCUUAGUAAUGAGGCUGUAGUUAACUAUUUGGUGUCAAACCUUGACCCCAUGAAGUCAGAAAGAUUAGUGGGAAGGUUUGAUUUGAGUAAAACCUGAGUUCAAUUUACUGUGAGUAAAUAUUUACAUUUUAACUUAUUUGAUCUAUUUGUAUGCUCAUAGUUCAGUUUCAUCAUAAACCUCAGAUGUCUCAGACCUCAUUGAUAACAUGUGUGAUUGUUUGUUAAUGAGUUCUUUCAAAUAAAAUGUGUUUUACAAAACAAAAUA
Dicentrarchus labrax (European seabass) is the source of this 3116-nucleotide messenger RNA. Its product is annotated as macrophage mannose receptor 1-like. NCBI's taxonomy places the organism in Eukaryota, Metazoa, Chordata, Actinopteri, Moronidae. The record is from RefSeq and is a predicted model, not a curated record. The transcript is spliced from 12 exons. Bases 100 to 1980 code for a protein of 626 amino acids.